Molecule: messenger RNA, 10355 nt
Organism: Doryrhamphus excisus (bluestripe pipefish)
Lineage: Eukaryota; Metazoa; Chordata; Actinopteri; Syngnathiformes; Syngnathidae
Gene: ralgapa2
Product: Ral GTPase activating protein catalytic subunit alpha 2
Biological process (GO): positive regulation of GTPase activity; regulation of small GTPase mediated signal transduction
Cellular component (GO): cytoplasm; nucleus
Molecular function (GO): GTPase activator activity
Source: RefSeq, a predicted model, not a curated record
AACUAAUUUAAAUGUUACUUUAAGCGGUUUAAAGCAUGUUAGUGUACGGCAUCGUAUCGAGAUUAAGAAGACGCCAGGCAUAAUUAAUACAUUUUUGACAAUGUAAACGCUCGCUGGAAAGUAGACUCCUAUUGUAUCAGGUGUAAACAAAGGGUGAAAUGAAAAAGUCCCCACAGCACAGAGCAAGUUGAAAUGUGAGGUUUGAUCCGGAGGCAGACCCCAUACAGCCAGACCACUCCUUGCUGUCAAGACGCGCUUCCGUGUUUACACUCGCUCAAAAAAAGAAAAAAAAACACUGGCGGCGGUGGGGCGAAUGUUUACCGAGCAAGCAUCGAGUGGUGGUGGUGAGGGAAGUGACAGUCACACUGGAGCCUUGGCGUAUGGUAAAAAACACAGGUGAUCGGCGUCCACGGUUACAUUAUACAGCGUAAUGUUCACACGAAGGGGUCAUGGAGACGUCAAGAAAUCUACACAGAAAGUUUUGGACCCAAAGAAGGAUGUUGUGACUCGGCUGAAGCACCUGCGCUCGCUGUUAGAUAUCAUUGACAAGAGUGAGCUGAAGCCCUUCUUCGAGAGCAACUGUUCACAGAUUUAUUUUAUCCUGUAUGAAAAUUUCACUACACUGGAAAGCAACUUAAAACAAAAAGGGAUCAAAUCUCAACGGGAGGAGCUGGACUCCGUCCUCUUUAUUUUUGAAAAAAUUCUGCAACUUCUGCCGGAGAAAAUCUACAACCGGUGGCAAUUUCACAGUAUCGGUUCUAUUCUGAAAAAGCUUCUACACACUGGAAAUUCAUUCAAGAUCCGAUGCGAGGGGAUCCGUCUCUUCCUGCUAUGGCUGCAGGCGCUGAGAGACAACUGUGCUGAGGAGCAGUUUCUUAUAUUUGCCUGUCUAGUGCCAGGUUUCCCUGCAGUGCCCUCAUCCAGAGGGCCUUGCACCCUUGACACCAUCAUAUACAACCCCUUCUCUAACCCUCCCGAUGCCAAGGUGGUGCCUGAAGAGAUCACCCCACUUGUUCCUGCUGUGGUCGGUGAAAGGGUAGCAGAUGACCAGACUUGUUACAUCCUUGAAACCCUGCUCAAGUUCAUGGUUAUCCAGGCAUCCAGUUUAGAGUGGAAGAACAAAGAGAACCAGGAGACAGGCUUCAGGUUUCUCUUCAGCCUAUUCAAGAAGUACUACCUUCCACAUCUAUUCCCCUCAUUUACCAAGCUCACAAAUCUCUACAAGCCUUUAUUAGACCUCCCACAUCAUAGACCAAAACCCUUGUAUGUACCAGUGACAAGGAACAACGAGAGCACCUUCUGCACCAGGGACCAGUACCUGGCACCCCGUGUGGCCUUCAUCACUUGGCUAGUCACCUUCUUCCUGAAGAAGAAGUAUGUCAGCAGUGCUUUGGCAGCUCAAAGCACCAAGAAUGGCACUGAAGUCCUUCCCAAACUCAUCCAGACUGUCACUGCAGGCAGUAUCAGCCAGGAGAAGGAAAAGGAGAAGAUUUUAGACGGCGAUACAAAUGGACCUGCAGGGGAGCCGGAGAAGAGCCACUCCAAUAGCAGCACACUGUCAGACCGACGGGCCAGUGAUUCCAGUUUAUGUAGCAUCGAGGAGGAGCACCGCUACGUCUAUGACAUGGUGCAUGCCAUCCUACUAUCUACCAGAGACAAUGUGAAUUUUGUUAACGAGGUCUUCCACCAGGCUUUUUUGUUACCAUCCUGUGAGGCAUCAGCAACCAGGAAGGUGAUCAAAGUGUACCGAACAUGGAUACUGCAGGAGAAGCCCAGCUUUAUGACAGAGCCUGACAAAAUUAUACAGGAGGAUGAAGUGGAUGACAGCACGGAACAGAUCAUUAAUGCAGAGAAUAACAACAUGCAAGCACAGAAAUUGGAGAGUCACGGCCACAAGCGGUCGUCAAGCUGGGGGAGGACUUACUCUUUCAGCAGUGCCAUUAGUCGAGGCUUACUCACUGAGCAGCAAAACAGGGACAUCAAAGCAGGCAUACAGCCCACACUACAGGUGUUCCUGACCAACUCUUCAAAUGUGUUCCUCCUGGAGCCAUGCCAGGAUGUACCCAAGCUUUUGGAAAAUCAAGUUGAGGUCUGCAAGUGUGUGCUCAGCAUCUACCGGCACAUGAUCAUGGAGCACACAAUGAACUCACAGACAUGGGAGCAGAUGUUGCAGGUACUACUGAGAAUCACUGAAGCUGUGAUGAAGAGGCCUUCAGAAAACCAAAGAAAAGACAUCUUUGCUGAAAGUUUGGCAUCUAUACUUUUUCGGACCAUCAUUGUGGCAUGGGUGCGAGCCAACCUCUGCGUAUACAUCUCACGGGAGCUGUGGGAUGAGCUGCUAACAGUGUUGUCAUCCCUGACUCACUGGGAGGAGCUGGUGACAGAGUGGGCCAGCAUCAUGGACUCCCUGACAGCCGUGCUGGCCCGCUCUGUUUAUGGCCUGGACAUGGCUAAUCUACCACUGGACAAACUCAGUGAACAGAAGGAGAAGAAGCAGAGAGCACGUGGAGUGACACCGGACUCUCAGAAGGCAGCAGCAGUGGCACGUUCCUUCUCAUUAAGUUGGAGAAACCAAGGGGACGUGAGCGGGCCAGGAGUUCAGGAACCAAUGAGGAUUCGCUCUGCGACCACAUCUGGUGCUCCUGGUGUGGAGAAAGCUCGCAACAUUGUCCGACAGAAGGCUUCUGCUAAGCGAAGCCAGUCCAUCAGCAACUGUGUUCACCUAUGCGAGGCAAUUCCCACUACUAAAAGCGUUCCUAUGCUGCUCCACACUGUGAGCUCUUUCUUGCCUGGUGUCUCUUCUGGUAACUCUGCUUGCUCUCACAGACUCUCAGAUGUAGAGGAGUGUCAGCUUUCAGAAUGCGGGGAGGAGCUAGGAGGAGGAGAUAGCCCACUCCCACGCAGCAGCAGCACCUCAGACAUAACCCAGCAACUCUCUGACACAUUGCAAGCCCAAAAGAGAGAGCACUCCCCUACAUCCUGUGGUUCUGAUAGCAGAACCUCUGAAGACAGAAGAGACAACAGUGAGCCCCCAAUGAUCCUGAUCCGGCGAAGCAGCAGUCCAGCUGAGACAGAAGAUAAUUCUGAUGGUUACCAGCAGUACACAAGGGCAAAGCUCCGAGAGAAAAGCGAGAGUAUAAGUAGCGAAACAUCCAACGGCUACCUCAACGAAGCAGAGGUUACCUGGCAGGCCUUUGAGGAGGAGGCUGAUAGUCAGUCCACCCAAUCAACCCAUAUGGAUGUGAUUGCUGACCCGCAGAGCCAGGGGAGUCUGCUGCUUAGCCACCAUGAAGCUCUAGCAGGUCCUGAGUGUGCGCUCCCUCCCUACUCUACACCCCCACCCGAACACCUCAACCACUACCACUAUCCUCAGAACCCCCCCGCUUCCCCAGCCCUCGUGGUGCACACUGAGUGCCCGCAGGAUUGCCCCCUGGACGACAACAUGCAUCAGUCUGUCUUACAUAUGCCACACCACUUGGACAGUAGUGAAUGCCUGGCUGAUGAUGUCAGCAUAAUUGCUGGAGGGACCCUGACAGGAUGGCAUGCUGAUUCAGCCUUCGUCCUGUGGAGGAGGAUUUUAGGUAUCCUUGGAGAUGUCAACAACAUCCGAUGUCCCAAAAUCCAUGCCAGGAUCUUUUCCUAUUUGUAUGAGCUCUGGCAAAAACUCGCCAAGAUCCGGGACAACCUUGGAAUCAGUGUGGACAACCAGUCUUCUCCUCCCCAGCCUGCUUUCAUCCCUCCCCUCCGUAUGCUCGCCUCAUGGCUCUUCAGGGCCACCAUGCUCCCAGCAGAAUACAAAGCAGGCAAACUGCAGGCCUACAAGUUGAUCUGUGAAAUGAUGACCAGGCACCAGGAUGUCCUCCCCAACAGCGACUUUCUGGUGCACCUCUAUCAUAUCUUGCACAAGGGCUUCACUAGUGAUGAUCAGGAUGUAUUAAACACCAUCAUCCGUUCCUGCUCUCCACGAUUCUUCUUCCUCGGUCUGCCGGGCUUCACUAUGCUGGUUGGAGAUUUCAUCACUGCUUCUGCCCGUGUCCUCAGCUGUGACUCUUCAGAGGCUCCCAGGAUGGAGGCUCAAACAAUUCUCGGCUCUUUAGUAUGUUUCCCCAACCUUUAUGUCCACAUUCCAGUCCUGCGGAGUGUCGCUGGCUCUGAUGACAUUGUUAUAGGAAAUGAGGAUAUCAAGGAUUAUCUUGUCAACAUCCUUCUUGAGGCUGCAACAAAGGAACACUGUGAAGGGGCUAGGUGUAUUGCUGUGUGCAGUCUGGGCUUGUGGGUGUGUGAGGAACUGAUGCAAGAAAAAAUCCAUGACCAGGUGAAAGAUGCCAUCAAUGUCCUGGGAGUAACACUGAAGUUCGGAAACAAAGCAGUGGCUCAGGUCGCCUCUGACGUGUUUCAGUUGCUCAUCUCUCACUGGCAGCCUCUUCAGAAUUUGGAUCCCACUCUGCCUAAGAAAAUAAUUGAAAUAUUUGUGGCCACAAUAGCCUUUUUGUUGCCAAGCGCAGAGCACUCAACAGUGGAAGCGGACAAAAAGUUGAUGGUGUCCCUGCUGCUUUGUCUAUUGGACUGGUGCAUGGCUGUUCCCUUGAAUCUGCUGUUGGAACCUAUUACCAUGUCUGUGCUGGAGGACAACACAUCCCACAGAGCCCCACUACUGGACUACAUAUACAGGAUGCUGCACUGCUGUGUGUCAGGCUCAACGCUCCACACGCAGCAAAGCCACUACCUCCUCAGCCUGGCAGACUUGUCCACUGACUACGACCUCAUGUUGGGACAGGUUAAGAGCUUUGAGCCGCCACCUUCCCAGCCAACCACCACAGACUUUGGCAGCUUGCUCACCGUAGCAGAGGAAAAGCGUCGCCGAAGCAUGGAGCUGAUUCCCUUGACGGCACGAAUGGUCAUGACACACCUGGUGAAUCACUUGGGCCAUCAUCCGCUGAGUGGAGGCCCUGCCCUCCUUCAUAGUCUAGUGAGCGAAAAUCACGACAAUCCAUACGUGGAGUCCUCAGAGCUGUCCUCAGAGGUUUUCAAAAGCCCCAAUCUGCAGCUCUUUGUUUUCAAUGACACCACAUUGGUGUCCUACCUCCAGAUCCCUGCUGAGACCCCCCCUGUCGGACACCCACCUCACCUGUCAUCCCAGGUGCGCGUCAUUGUCCGUGACAUUUCAGGCAAAUACUCAUGGGAUGGGUCAAUUCUGUUCUCUACAACUCAGGAAGACUCUGAGCAUAUUGGAGUUUUUAAUUCAGUAGAUGAAAAACCUUUGACAACCACUACUGCCCCACAUAACAGUUGUAGUUCUCCAUCAAGAGGACCGUCCAAGUAUCAUUCCACUGUCACAGAUGCCCCCUCUGACUCCUGCGAUGUGGAGGAAGUUGAUGUUCUCGAUAAACUUUUGGAGGAACUUGGCCAGACCAGCCCAGAAUGUCUGCCCCAGUCUCAGCUCAAGCUAAAUCAGCCAGCCCCGUCACCGUCGGGCAUGAACUUGGAACAAGAGAGCGCCAUCCUUAGUGCCAUUCUUCGCCAGACUCAGCAAGAGGAAGAGCAGGUGAGGAGGUGGGACGCUGAUGUCAGCUUUCGCGCUGCCUGCCAGAGAGAACCUUUGCACCAGGAGCCCAAAGCACCUUUUUAUUUUUGUCGGCUGCUGCUCAAUGACCUUGGCAUGAACUCUUGGGAACGAAGGAAAAGUUUCCAUUUGCUGAAGAAGAACUCCAAACUGUUGAGGGAACUUAAGAACUUGGAUUCCAGACAGUGUCGAGAGACGCACAAGAUCGCUGUUUUCUACAUUGGCGAGGGCCAAGAAGACAAGUGCUCCAUCCUGUCCAACAGUGCCGGCAGCAAGGCUUAUGAAGACUUUGUAUCCGGGCUCGGCUGGGAGGUGAACCUAGCCACACACUGUGGCUUCAUGGGCGGCCUCCAGCGAAAUGGCAGCACAGGUCUAACUGCUCCGUACUAUGCUACCUCCACCGUGGAAGCCAUCUUCCACGUCUCUACGCGUAUGCCAUCGGAUUCUGAUGACUGCCUCACCAAAAAGCUGCGUCACCUUGGAAAUGACGAAGUGCACAUUGUGUGGUCAGAGCACACCAGGGACUACCGGCGUGGCAUCAUCCCAACAGACUUUGGAGACGUGCUGAUUGUCAUCUACCCGAUGAAGAACCACAUGUAUUUCAUCCAGAUCAUGAAGAAACCACAGGUUCCCUUCUUUGGGCCUCUAUUUAAUGGUGCCAUCAUCAAUGGGAAGCUACUGCCAAGUUUAGUGCGGGACACUUGUAUCAAUGCCAGCAGAGCUGUCAAGUCCCGACUGACACUCUACCAGAGUUUCUAUGAAGAAAGGGCGCUCUACUUGGAAGCCAUUGUCCAGAAUCACAGAGAGGUCAUGACAUUUGAAGAUUUUGCCUCACAGGUGUUCUCUCCCUCGCCUGGCUAUCCAACGAGUGGGACAGCGUGCAGGCGUUGGCCGGGGAUGGUUUGGGACAUGGAAUACCCCUGGGCCAAAAUGGACUAUUAAAAUAUCUUAACGGUCCAAAAUACUGUAUAUGAUGAAGGUAAGCACCUGGGUCAGAACAGGUCCAGUGGCCCAACUACCCUACAUCCGCCAUGCAUCCUGGCUGUUACACCCUCCCGCUCCCUUUUUUUUUCCAUUCACUACUAACCAAUCUUUAUUUACUGAUCACACUGACAAGGGGACGGGGGUACAGCGAAACCAGGCUGUUUAUUCAGUGGGUGUCCUCCUGUCGAGGCCAGGCUGGUAAUUGAGAGCGGUGGCGACAAUUAGCACCUGACUAAGUAGCAGCAUGUACAAUACGGCUACACUUCUGGCCCUUGCUUCUGCAUGCGGAGCACCUUUUAUCUCUUUCCCUAACAAACACUUUCCUCUUUUCUUUUCAACUCGCCUACCCUCCCCCCCUGCUUUUUCCUCCUGUUGGAGUGUGUGCCUGUUUGCCUGAGGCAGAUUCUGAGACCAACACCUGCCGCACUGGAAGACAUUUUUGUCAUGUGAAGCCUUGUUUGAACUGCCACGGAGGGUACCAGUGGGACAGCGGGGACACUUCAAGACUCUUUUGUUUUGGCUGCAUCCCCUCUGUGCCAUCUCUUCGCUGUUUCCACCUGAAACAAACAGUCAGGGCAGGGGCAGAACUCGAGGUGGAAAUGCUGCAUCUAAAUGACGAUAAUAGUGACUCAUUGGAAAAUUUUUCACCGUGAAAAUUCAUGCUUGCAGAAGAUUACACAAGCAACCACAGUCAUUAAGCAGCACAUUGUGAGUGCUGACUGGUUGAAGCAGCAUGUUUUAAUGGGCCGCUAAAUGGAUAGGGAAGCCUGAGUGGGUGAACUGCACCGCAAUCACGAACAAAUGAGGCUUCUUCCUGUCUAUCAUUUGCCUUGGUGGCAGAUUCAAUUUUACCAUGUAAUGAGUGUUUACUGUUGGAAUUAGUAGAAGAAGAAUACAGGAAUGCAGGAUAUGAGCUGUACAUAAGACCAUCUCCCAAUUUUAGCCCAACCCGUCCCUGUUUUUCAUAUUCAUAUGCAGAUUUGGGAAUGUUUAGACCCCCCCCUUUUCUUUUACACACUCCUCCCCUUUUGGUCGUUUACAAUGCCCACACCCAGGGUUUCAUCCAAAGCCCGGCCCCUGGAUGCUACCGGUGUCCACUGUGCUGCUGAGUGUCUGUUACUCCAGCCAUCUGCCGUUCCUUUUUAACCGCUGCAACUCGAGAUGCCUUGCGAAAAAUGGCAGCAAAUAAAAGGAUAGGGAAAGAAAAUAGGCGACCAGAUGCUAUCCCGACAAAGCCGAGAAGUUGUUUAAACUGACAUCAUGGGGCAGAGGCGGGCAAGGGUGGGGGCCGCAGACCAACUAAGGAAGUCAUGGCGGCGCUCACAACAUUUGAUUGUCCUCGCCCACAUUUCAUGCCCACCUCCCUGCCUAUUCCAUAAUUGUAAAUGUGCAGCCUUUUGGAAACAAAACAAUAUUUGACAAAAGAAGAGCACCCAAGGUUCACAACAAGAGCUUAAUAUAUCAUUUUAUUUCCAUUCAAAGCAUUACAAGCUUUUUUUUUUUCUUUAUCUGGUGCAACAAAGGUUUAUUCCCUUUCUUCUUUAACAAGCAUUGCCUUUAAUCAGCAUAUGAAAACAGCAUGACAUUUUGACAAUGUUUUACAGUGGAACCUCUAAAGUCCAAUGUCUCCUGAGGUGCUACAAUUUAACCAAUUUAAUUUCAUUUAACCGAAUACAUUUCACAAAAAAAUCACAAAGCAUCAAAUGUUUAAAGGGACUGCAACUAACUCUCUCCAGAUUACAUUUGGUUGAAAAUUUGAAAAAAAAUUAUAUAUUUUUCACAAUUGAAGGUUAAACUGCAUGAAAAUGGGGGUCAAACAAACAUAGUCAUAGACAAUAAAACCGUAGAGAAAAUCCGGCAUUUCAUGCAUCCAAAUACGGAUAGUCUAACAUAGUCCAUCAUGAUGGGAAAAAAUUCUUGAAACAACCAAAAAAAAACAAAGUUUGAAUAUUGCGUCACAACAAACAACAAUAAACCCGGUUUACAUGAUGGCAGAAAAAAAGCUAGCAAUGAAGCAAGUGAACAUUGAUCUUAGACAUGGAGGCCAAACAUUUCCUUGCCAUCUGCAAAAUGUAAAACCUAUGGAAAAUAGUGCUGGGCAAUAAGGAACUGAAAAAUCAGACUAAACAUCGAGCAAAACCGCAGAUGCCGACAGCAUAGAUUUACUUAUAUUUGGCUUGACAACACAGAAACCAACUCCCGCAAACAAUCGUCUCACACAUGCAUCAACAUCUUACCCAUGCAUGAGUAAGUCCAACAUUGUUUUUCAUAGCCUUAAAACAAGAUAUAAUGAAAUGAUGUGCCUCCAUUGAGUUCGGCUAAACCGGACCCGCAGAUGUUGCAACCGGAUGUAGCGAUCCUGGUCGGGAGUUGCCACUCUUUCUCGCCCUGGGCGCGGUCUGUCGUCAGCUAAGCCUGUCGUGUUAUGGAGUUCAUGCUGGUUUCUGAUUGUGGGUUGGUAAAAGCCCAUACGCCUGGCUAUAUCACUGUUGCUCAUAUCAUAAAUGUGGCAGGAUGCCGUUCACUGGACUAACAAUGCUGGCCUUUAAAAAAAAAAAAAAAAAAAAAAAUCUUGAAAUUAUGCAGACACCCACAAUGUGUAUUUGGUCCCCUUUGGGGUAUGCACCCACUACAUCACCUUUGGCUAGUACAUUUGGAUUUGGCCUUAACAUUAAUAUCAUCUAAAGUCCAACGUCCGCGCAGCUGGUGUAGCUGACCAGUGGUCAAGUUGAAAUUAUUUCAACCCAUCACGUGGUUGCAACCCAUCAGUACACGCACAAGUCCAUAGCGCAUGUGCAUACAUAAAAGCAAUUGUUGUGUGCUUAUGAAAGGCGAUGUAUUCAGUGAGCUAAUAUUAGUAACUAAACUUAGCCACAUCACUAUUAUUAGGCAAGAACAAACAACUAGUGCAUGUGUUUAUGUACACAAAGCAGGAAGAGUAGGGAUAUAAUGCCCUGCACGAUCCGCUGCUUCCUUUUCGGCCCUUUGUAUUGAAGUACUCAAAAAUCAGCACGUCACGCGUGCGCCAUCCAUGCAUUCUUUUGCACAUAGACCGGCUGUAGGAACCCGUACGAUCGUUUGUGACCUAGCCUUAAGAGUCCAAUUCUGUGAGCAUCAAAGGAUUAAUCCCUUGCACGUUUUUCAUUCCAAGAGGACCAGUCUCAGGAUUAAGAGAGGGGAUGAAGACUAAAAAAGUGAAAGUAACAUGAAAUUAUCGUGUUUUAUUAAUUUCAGAUUCCACUUAAAUGAUUUAAACCAGUGGUUCACAUUGCUUCUCACUAUUUGAGUAGCAUUGGUCUACACAGUGAAUAUUGGUUUUAUAAUGAUGAGGGUUUAAUCCAGUCACAGAUUAUUUUUUAUUUACGUUAUUAUUGUAACAUGAAAACAAACAAGGUUUCCAGUGUCCUGGAAGAGACUGUCUGACCUCAGAGGUUCCACUAUAUUUGCUUCAUCCUAAUGACAGGAAACAAAGGUUUUAGCAGUGAAUGGUGGCUCAAGUGGGACAUCUUGGUUUGGGGGAGCAGCUGCAUGCAUGAAAAAAGUCCUCAGAGAUCAGUUGACCAAUCACACGCCCGGUGCCCUGUUUGACCCCACUCUUUCUCCAAUCAUCAACUUACUUUUAAUUGUCUCUCUACUUUACAAACAUGUCAUCUGCAGGUUCCCUCUCCAGCAGCACAAACACUGAAGUCUCCGCCUCCUCCUCGUCCACCACUGCUGCAGCGUUGACAGACCCUGUUGACCAGGUUUCUCCCACCAUGCCUCGUGCUGCAAAGAACAGAGUUUCUGGAAAGCUCCGGCGAUCAGCGAG